Canis lupus familiaris (dog) is the source of this 5466-nucleotide messenger RNA. RefSeq names its product alpha tocopherol transfer protein like (gene TTPAL). Gene Ontology annotation, cellular component: membrane. Bases 378 to 1406 code for a protein of 342 amino acids. The transcript has 6 exons. Gene Ontology annotation, molecular function: phosphatidylinositol bisphosphate binding. Lineage: Eukaryota; Metazoa; Chordata; Mammalia; Carnivora; Canidae. The record is from RefSeq and is a predicted model, not a curated record.
CCACGCCCCGCGCACGUCACUUCCGGCGCGAGGGGCCGGGCCGGCCGGGCCGGGAGUGCGGGUCGGCUCUGUGCGCGCUGCCGGACGAGGCUCCCACUGCCGCUAGACCCGCGCUCCGCCCCGUGUAGCCGGGCCGACUGUCCUGCCCUGGGCUUGACGCUGCCGAGGCCCUGGAGAUUACACAGGAGGCUCCAGGCGGAGGGUGAAGCCCAGUGUGGGGCCACGCACAUCCACGCGGUGCCGCCCUAGGUGUGUACCCUCCGGCCCGUCUCUUAACCUCCCAUCGUCCGCUAAUAUUCACAGAGCACCGUCAUGUGCCAGGCUAGGCCUAUAGCCAAUGGACACUACAGUCUGUUUCCCAGGGAUCCUGGUAGCUAAUGUCAGAAGAAAGUGACUCUCUGCGAACCAGCCCCUCUGCGGCCUCACUCUCGGAAAAUGAGCUGCCGCCCCCGCCCGAGCCUCCCGGCUACGUGUGCUCGCUGACAGAGGAGCUGGUCACCAAAGCCAGGGAAGAGCUGCAGGAGAAGCCGGAAUGGAGGCUCCGAGAUGUGCAGGCCCUCCGUGACAUGGUGCGGAAGGAGUGCCCGACCCUGAGCACCUCUCUGGAUGAUGCCUUCCUCCUGCGCUUCCUCCGCGCCCGCAAGUUCGAUUACGACCGGGCCCUACAGCUGCUGGUCAACUACCACAGCUGCAGGAGAAGCUGGCCCGAAGUCUUCAACAACCUGAAGCCCUCGGCCUUAAAGGAUGUCCUCGCUUCCGGAUUCCUCACUGUGCUGCCCCACACUGACCCCCGAGGCUGCCACAUCCUGUGCAUCCGCCCAGACAGAUGGAUACCGAGCAACUAUCCAAUUACCGAAAACAUCCGAGCCAUAUACUUGACAUUAGAAAAACUCAUUCAGUCUGAAGAAACCCAGGUGAAUGGAAUUGUAAUUCUUGCAGACUACAAAGGAGUGAGCUUAUCAAAAGCAUCUCACUUUGGCCCUUUUAUAGCCAAAAAGGUGAUUGGCAUCCUUCAGGACGGCUUCCCCAUUCGGAUAAAAGCAGUCCAUGUAGUGAAUGAACCUCGAAUAUUUAAAGGCAUUUUUGCCAUCAUAAAACCAUUUCUGAAGGAGAAAAUAGCAAACAGAUUUUUCCUCCAUGGGUCUGACCUGAACUCUCUCCACACAAACCUUCCAAGAAGCAUUCUCCCCAAGGAGUAUGGUGGCACGGCUGGAGAGCUGGACAUCACUGCCUGGAAUGCCGUGCUCCUGGCCUCAGAGGAGGACUUUGUGAGGGAGUUCUGCCCACCUGUCUCCGUCUGCGACAGCAUCCUGGGCCAGGCCCUGCCGACGGAGGGGCUAGCCUCAGAUGCGCAGUGUGACGAUUCCCUACGGGCCGUGAAAUCACAGCUGUACUCCUGCUACUAACCAGUCCCCUGUGAGUGCCACCAUCUUUAAAUCCUUUCCUUUUUCUCUGGAGAGGCGCAAGGAGAAUCUGAGGUGCCCGUGAGUCAGUCUUGCUCCUUGUAAUUAAAUUGCAGCCUGUACAGCUCUGAAGGUGAGCCAUGGAGUAAGGCCUUGGUUAUUGGAAUUAAUCCAUGGAAGACAUGGAAAAUGGUCCCAGUGAUUCUCAAACGUUUGGAAUCUCAGUUGGCAACCAUCAAUCUGGAAGCUAUGUCUGGUUCUUAGAGAUCUUGGAACAAGAAAAAUCAGGACCAAAGUCACUUUUGUCCCACAUUCCAGAAGAAAAGCACCUGACUGGCCAGUCAGCACACUCCUAAGAAAGAACCUGGCCGAGUCUCCAAGGUGGCCACAGAGGAGACUUCUGGAGUUUGUGUCUUUCACCUGAUUCCCAACUACAGACUUCUGUUGCUCAUCAGGAAAUUUCUAGUUUGAGGACCAGGCCCCAGCUGCCAUCACUGGGUUUGGAAAGCACCUUAAUUGAAUCAUGGGAGCAUCAGGACAUAAGUAGCACUUCCUUAUCAAAUUUGGGAGCCAGAGACUUCAAAGCACUUCUAAGAUUCAUUGGUUGACUCUUGCAAUAGAAACUGAAGUUUUCCCAAACCCAUAAAGCCUUAGCCCUGGUUCUCAAUAAAAUUAUAAAGGAUCCUAGAGGUAUGUGAUUUUACUCAACCUAAAACACCACAUGCCAGGCCUGAGUAGCUAAAAGAAUUCUGGCCCAAGAAUGAAGAGACCAGUACUCCAGCUCCAGAAGUGUGACUGUGGAUAAGACCUGGGCCUCUGUGGGCCUCUCCUUUCUCAUCUGUAAAAUGAAGCUGGAUGAAAUGAUGCCAGGGGCUUUGGCUGAUGUUUGAGAAUUUGGUUUAGUUACUAAAUGCCAAACAUUGGUGUUCUGCCCAGAAGAAUGGCUCUCUAGAGGCAAGUGUGAUCCUACUUUUUUUGUGGUACAUCUGGGCCUUUCCAAGAGGCACAUGUCACCAUCUGGCCUACCUUUAAAAAGGAAAGUAGUAUCUAUAUUCUUGGGACCUGCUGAUAACCAACUUCCUUUUUAUAGGGAGGGUUGAACUGGACAAUGGCAGGUGAGAUGACCAGGGUUCAUGUGAAUUCCUUCUAUCCCUGAGGCUCUGGUGGGACACUGGAAACCCAACAGUGGGGAAUGGCUAAAUUACUUGGGAUUCUUAAAUUUUGGUCUCUAGAAACAAAUGCAAGAGUUAUUGCUGGAUCACUUCUGGGACCCUAGUCCUCCCAGACAUGCUUGUUUCUCUCUCUGAUGUGGGUGGACAGACUUUAGCCAGCAAGUCCGAACGUUAGUUCUGCGUUUCAGCACUUUAGACUCUUCCUGUCAAAACGUUAGCCUUAGCCCAAGCAUCUAACUAGGUGGUUCAUCUGGUGGCAUUUGACCUAUUUCCUUUCGUAUUCAUUCCUUGAAAAUUACAGUGAUAAAAAGCAACAAGUACAGUGUGUUGUGUAAGUACGUUCUCCGUGCAUUUAUGAGACCACCAGGCAAGGGAACAAAAAACAGCUCAGUUAGGAAGAGGAUGGUGCUCUGAAAUGCAAAGGCCAGUCUAUUGUUAAUAAGCUCUGCAUCUUCAUAGUACUGUUUCAAAUAUCUGGAGAAGGUGGUGGUGGAAACGAUUCACCUCAUUAGUGCCAAUUCCAGGGAAGGCUCUUCACCAUAGAUACUAACCCUGGAUCCCCUCUAGGGACCUGGCAGAGCUGGAAGUGCCAACACGCAGACCCCUGGCAGCCUCCAGGUCCAUCUGCCAAUGACAGCAUGACCAGCAAGGCUGGAAAGAUCUAAAUAGCACAAGUAGGACAGCUAUAGUAGAAGGUUCAGAACCCAACUGCUUGGAUGUGGGAACUGGUUAGAAGCAUUCUUAGGCCUCAAAGAGAAAACAGAUUGAAAAACAACCACUGCUGCCAAGCUAGAUGGAGGGAGGCAUGAACUAUUCAGCCCCACAGACUUUCCCCAGUUUACACUCUGCACUGCAUUCCUGGCUGGUUUUGCCCGUGUCUGUUGGACUUUAAAGCUUAUGUGUGUUUAAGCUCACGGAGACAAGCAUCUCCCAAGACCAGGAUAUUGCCCACUUCCUAGGACUUUCCAGUUGGCCCAAGGAGCCGAUGCAUUCAGCUUCUGAAAGGAGUCAGAGCCAAGAUGUGUCUGCCUUCUGUAGCCACUGUGCUUUAUUUUGGUUCCAAAGAGAGAUCAAAUAGUUCUGACGCCUCAGGAGGUUUGAAUCAAGGUGUGAAAGCAGGACCUCCCUGGGUGAAAAUCAAGGCCAUUUCUGUGUGGCUUCACCAGAUCUCUGUACAGUCACCGCUGCAGGGUGGGGGAAUGACCAAAGGAGCACACAGUGAGCCUCAGUAGUGGGGGUACAGUGACGGGGCAAACAAGUGAACAUUAGGAGAACUGGGAGGGUCUUCCUUCAGGGGAAAGUUCUGGCCCAUUUCACAAAAAUCUAAAAAGUAACUUCCUUAAAUUCAGGGUACUGUGGUAUAGGAAAGGGAAAGGGAUAGUAUCCAGGGGACCUGAGUUCUGGCUUUACACUGCUAUGUGACCUUGGAUGAGCCACUGAACCCCCCCUGAAUCGCAUGAUAAAAGGGUCUCUGCUCUGAGUUCUGAACCCUGUAUUUUAGGCAUCAUUUGGCUUCCUUGCCACAGGGACAUUGUACUACCAUUUAGAGGCCUUCUUCCUUCCCCCACCCCCAAUCUGGAUUAUUUUACAGAAAAUGUAAGUCUGAAUUGACAUCCGAAGCUCCCAAAUGAAAUCUGUAAGCUUAGGUAAUAUGGGGAUUUUCUUCCUCCUCUGCUCUUUUUUUUUUUUUUUUUUUUUUUAAACCUCCUCUGCUCUUUACAUAGAAUCUGGAAAAUUGUGCCUCUUCUUGGAAUUCUAUUCUUCCUUCACAGAGGAGAGGCUGGGAGAAACGUACAGAAGCACCUAUGCAACUCUUGCAUCCUCUCUGGAGUUUAUGUGCUUUUUGGCAGAAGUGGCUCUAGCUUCCCCAUACUUCAUCUUGCUUUCACAAGGAGCCACUUGUCCUUAGAGGUUUACAAACACUUCAGCUUGUAAGAUACAUGUUUGCCAGAAAGGACAAGAAGAGGUAUUUUCCCAGAAUUCCUGAGAGUCUUUCUGAAUUCUCCCAGAGUGGGCAGUUUCUCUUAAAUGCCACCAGAUUGUCAGAUCAGUUGUGGGAUUACUUUCCCAUUUGGGUAGGCAAAAGCUGUGGCACAGUGGUGGUGGUAUUAUAAUAAUUAAUUUUAAAGUUUUCAGUUUUUUAAGGUUUUUCCUUUGAAGCCUCUUUCAUUUGGGAAGUGAAGUGUUAGCUUAGGUCAUGAUGCAAGUGUGGCUGUUCUGUGGCAUGAGAUAAUGUGCAUAAACCAAACAGAAACAUCUCAACUGUUCAGGAAAGAGGGCUGUCUGGUGAGGUCUCUCAGUAUUGGGAUCUGUUAAUUCUGUAAAUCUAAAGUAAAUUCUUUUUUGCUCUCCUGACUCAGUAUUGGUUUGCUUGAAAUGCAAGUGACAGGCAUUGUCAGAGUCAAAUAUUCCUCCUUAUAAGACUUGCUCCACUGGAAGGCCCAGUGUGACUCGUGGAUGGAGAAGCUAGUGAUGAAUCUGUUUGCCAACUGGCUGCUCGUCCUUGGUCUCACUGGGCAGCACGUUAAGCUGGGGAGAAAGCUGCCAUUGGGGUUCUUGUGGCUAUGCCUCCACAUCUUGGCACAUCAGGUGGUAACCUGUUAUGGGUGGAAUGCUUAAAGCCUCUGAUCCUCCUCUGACAGGGUAGGAGGUAGGCUAAUGUUCUGACCGGAUUGGUUCCUCAUUUCAGCCACUGGUCACAUUCCUCACUUCAAACUGAAAUUCAGUUUAGCUUUGAGUAGACCGACAAGUGGUGGUGGAUUCAUCUACUUCAGUGUUUGUUUUGACCAAAAGUUUAUUUUUCUAGUGCAUUUUCUACGUCAAAGUGGUGAAAACAUGUAAUUUUAGUAUGCAUGACUGGGUCUUAAACAAUAAAAAUUCCUGUAAGGUUA